GGAUGGAUAGUAACAUUCACCUGAGUAGUUUGAUAAGCCGACAUGAUGAUGAAGCCACAAGAACGUCUGCCUCAGAAGGACUGGAGGAGGGUGAAGUGGAGGGGGAGACGCUCCUGAUUGUUGAAUCGGAGGACCAGGCAUCUGUGGACUUGUCUCAUGAUCAGAGUGGAGACUCCCUCAACAGUGAUGAAGGCGAUGUGUCCUGGAUGGAGGAGCAGCUGUCCUACUUCUGUGAUAAGUGCCAGAAGUGGAUACCAGCCAGUCAGCUGAGGGAACAGCUCAGUUACCUUAAGGGUGAUAAUUUUUUUAGGUUCACUUGCUGUGAUUGCUCAGAAGAUGGCAAGGAGCUGUAUGAAAGGCUGAAGCUGACAUGGCAGCAAGUGGUCAUGUUGGCGAUGUACAACUUGUCUCUGGAAGGAAGUGGGCGUCAAGGGUAUUUCAGGUGGAAAGAAGAUAUCUGCGCUUUCAUUGAGAAACAUUGGACUUUUUUACUAGGGAGUAGAAAAAAGACUUCGACCUGGUGGAGCACUGUAGCAGGUUGCCUUAGCGUGGGAAGUCCGAUGUACUUCCGUUCAGGUGCCCAGGAAUUUGGAGAACCAGGAUGGUGGAAACUUGUUCACAACAAGCCCCCAACAAUGAAACCUGAAGGAGAGAAGUUGUCUGCCUCUACUUUGAAAGUAAAAGCCUCAAAACCAACUUUAGAUCCCAUCAUUACGGUUGAGGGACUGAGAAAACGGGCAGGUCGUAAUCCCGUGGAAUCUGCCAUGGAGUUAAAAGAGAAAAGGUGCCGUACUCAAGAAGCGAAAGACAUCAGAAGAGCCCAGAAGGAAGCAGCAGGCUUUCUGGACAGGAGCACGUCCUCGACCCCUGUCAAGUUCCUAAGCAGAGGCCGCAGGCCAGAUGUGAUCCUAGAGAAAGGGGAGGUGAUUGACUUUUCAUCCCUGAGCUCCUCCGACCGCACCCCGCUGACAAGCCCAUCCCCUUCCCCUUCCCUGGACUUCUCUGCCCCCGGGACCCCAGCAUCGCACUCAGCCACGCCUAGCCUGCUUUCAGAGGCUGACCUGAUCCCAGACCUGAUGCCACCGCAAGCCUUGUUUCACGAUGAUGAGGAGAUGGAAGGCGAUGGAGUCAUAGACCCAGGGAUGGAGUACAUCCCACCCCCAGCGGGCUCAGCCACUUCUGGAACAGUGGUCGGGGGCAGAAAGAAGGUCAGGGCCCCUGAACAGAUAAAGCAGGAGGUGGAGAGCGAGGAGGAAAAACCCGACAGGAUGGACAUUGACAGCGAAGACACGGAUUCCAACACAUCUCUGCAAACCAGGGCUCGAGAGAAGAGGAAACCUCAGCUGGAGAAGGACAGGCGACCCAAAGGGCCCAGGUACACACCUGUGAGCAUCUACGAGGAGAAGCUGCUGCUCAGGAGGCUGGAGGCUUGUCCCAGUGCUGUGGCCAUGACACCAGAAGCUCAGAGACUGAAGCGGAAACUGAUUGUCAGACAAGUGAAAAGGGAUCGGGGAUUACCACUCUUUGACUUGGAUCAGGUUGUCAACGCUGCUCUUCUGUUAGUUGAUGGAAUUUAUGGAGCCAAAGAAGGGGGAGUUUCCAGGCUUCCAGCUGGACAAGCUACAUACAGAACGACCUGUCAGGACUUCAGAAUCCUUGACCGAUACCAGACUGCCUUGCCGUCCAGGAAAGGAUUUCGGCACCAGACCACUAAGUUCCUGUAUCGUUUGGUGGGAUCAGAAGAUCCGGCUGUGGACCAGAGUAUCGUCAGCCCUUACACUUCUCGGGUCUUAAAACCUUACAUCAGGCGUGAUUACGAAACAAAGCCACCCAAACUGCAGCUCCUGUCAGAGAUCCGCUCCCACCUGCACAGGAGUGACCCCCACUGGAUGCCUGAGCCCGACGCACCUCUGGAUUACUGCUAUGUCCGGCCAAACCACAUCCCCACAAUAAACUCCAUGUGUCAGGAGUUUUUCUGGCCCGGUGUCGACCUGUCUGAGUGCCUACAGUACCCAGACUUCAGUGUGGUCGUCCUGUAUAAGAAAGUCAUCAUCGCCUUUGGCUUCAUGGUUCCUGAUGUGAAGUACAAUGAAGCUUACAUUUCAUUUCUGUUUGUCCAUCCUGAAUGGAGAAGAGCAGGGAUCGCGACUUUCAUGAUUUAUCAUCUGAUUCAGACUUGCAUGGGCAAGGAUGUAACCCUUCACGUCUCGGCAAGCAACCCCGCUAUGCUGCUAUACCAGAAGUUUGGAUUCAAGACUGAAGAGUAUGUUUUAGAUUUUUAUGACAAAUAUUACCCCUUGGAGAGCACAGAGUGUAAACAUGCCUUCUUCCUGAGGCUCCGACGCUGAUGUGAAUACAACUCUUCACGGAAGGACACGUGCUGUCAGACUGGGCUUCAUGGGGACCUAAAGGCAGUUGCUCCUUUCACUGUGUGUUCUCAUCUUCUCUGCAGUUAGCCCUUCAUUCCGCCUCUCUCACCUGAGAUGAGAACAGCAUUGGGCAGUGGGAUGAGGCAUGAGCAGCCCUUUGGCAAAUCACUGUCCAGUCCUCUCUUCAGCCAUAGCUUGGGACUCCACAGUGAACCAAAACUGAAAGAUGCCAUGUCCUCCUUCCACCCGACAGUUUGUAAGAAUAAAAGAGUAGUUACACUGAUACGCUUUGUGGGAGGGGAGGGAAUCUGUCCUAACUUAAAGGAUGACAGAAUGAGAUGGUAUCAAAGAUUCAUGUGGCCCAGAGGCACCCUCCUGUUCUGGGAAGAUGAGAGACCAGGAGAAGAUUCCAUAAAGGGAUACCAACCCUUCUCCCAGCUGUUAAAGUUGUUCAUUGAAUCCAGGAGGGCUUAUGGGGCACAGAGGUUCUGUUGUCUGUUACUGAUUUUGGUCACAGUUAAAAUAAUAAACUAAAUGUUUGGUCUGUA
Manis pentadactyla (Chinese pangolin) is the source of this 2917-nucleotide messenger RNA. It is a transcript of the gene KAT14, whose product is annotated as lysine acetyltransferase 14. The coding region runs from base 3 to 2348 and encodes 781 amino acids. The record is from RefSeq and is a predicted model, not a curated record. NCBI's taxonomy places the organism in Eukaryota, Metazoa, Chordata, Mammalia, Pholidota, Manidae. The transcript has 10 exons. Gene Ontology annotation, molecular function: acyltransferase activity, transferring groups other than amino-acyl groups.